This is a messenger RNA of Styela clava, 3105 nucleotides long. Its product is annotated as elongation factor 2-like. The record is from RefSeq and is a predicted model, not a curated record. Gene Ontology annotation, molecular function: translation elongation factor activity; GTP binding; GTPase activity. NCBI's taxonomy places the organism in Eukaryota, Metazoa, Chordata, Ascidiacea, Stolidobranchia, Styelidae. Gene Ontology annotation, cellular component: cytosol; ribonucleoprotein complex. Gene Ontology annotation, biological process: translational elongation.
UGUUGGAUUUCGCAAUAUUGUUUCGUGGUGCUAUGACGUAAUAGGUUGGCGUUACAGCUUUGUCAUUUCAUAACGUUCCUUUCCCAAGCCCUUCAGUUCGAGGGUUGAUUUUUUUACGCGGAGUGAAGAAACGAAGUCAAAACAUCCAAAAUGGUGAACUUCACAGUCGAUCAGAUCCGUGAGAUCAUGGACAAAAAAGCCAAUAUUCGGAACAUGUCUGUUAUUGCUCAUGUAGAUCAUGGUAAAUCUACAUUAACAGACUCCCUUGUUAGCAAAGCUGGUAUCAUUGCUGGUGCGAAAGCUGGAGAAACUCGUUUUACAGAUACGAGAAAGGAUGAGCAGGAGAGAUGCAUUACAAUCAAGUCAACUGCAAUUUCUCUCUUUUAUGAACUGCCUGAAAAGGAUAUGCAAUAUAUCAAAUGUGAAAAAGAUGGUAAUGGCUUUCUUAUCAAUUUGAUUGAUUCACCAGGACAUGUUGACUUUUCAUCGGAGGUUACAGCUGCUUUGCGCGUUACAGAUGGUGCACUGGUUGUGGUUGAUUGUGUUAGCGGUGUUUGUGUCCAAACUGAGACCGUACUUCGCCAAGCUAUUGCUGAACGUAUCAGGCCCAUCGUUUUCAUGAACAAGAUGGACAGAGCUCUUCUGGAACUACAGCUUGAAAAAGAAGCUCUUUAUCAAACAUUCAGCCGAAUUGUUGAAAACGUCAAUGUCAUUAUUUCAACAUAUGGUGGUGACGACGACACGAAACCUUUCGGAGAUAUCCAGGUAUUUCCAAACAAAGGAACAGUUGGUUUUGGUUCCGGACUCCAUGGAUGGGCAUUCUCUCUUAAACAAUUUGCUGAAAUGUAUGCUGAUAAAUUCAAAACCACCGUUGAGAAGUUGAUGGGAAAGUUAUGGGGAGAUAACUUUUUUGAUAUGAAAACCAAGAAGUGGUCUAAAGCCAAAACAGACACGAAUGAGCGUGCAUUCUGCCUUUAUGUGUUGGGUCCAAUUUACAAGGCUUUCGAUGCUAUAAUGAACGAUAAAAAAGAAGACAUUGAAAAAGUGAUGAAAGUUACUGGUGUUACAUUGAAAGGAGAUGAUAAAGAAAAAACUGGUAAACCGCUGAUGAAGGUCUUCAUGCGCACUUGGCUGCCAGCUGGUGACACUUUGCUGCAGAUGAUAGCAAUCCACUUACCAUCACCUGUGACAUCACAGAAGUAUCGUAUGGAACUUUUAUAUGAAGGCCCCCAAGAUGACGAGGCCGCAAUUGGUAUCAAAAACUGCGAUCCUAAAGGACCUUUGAUAAUGUACAUCAGUAAAAUGGUGCCUACAAGUGACAAAGGCAGAUUCUACGCUUUUGGAAGAGUUUUCUCUGGAACUGUUGCAACCGGGCAGAAAGUUCGAAUCAUGGGUCCUCAUUAUACUCCUGGUAAAAAAGACGACUUGUACACCAAGCAGAUUCAAAGAACUAUUCUUAUGAUGGGACGUUACAUUGAACCAAUUGUGGACGUGCCAUGCGGUAAUAUUGCUGGUUUGGUAGGAGUGGAUCAGUAUCUGGUCAAGACUGGAACCAUCACAACUUUGGCAACUGCUCACAACAUGAAAGUGAUGAAGUUCAGUGUGUCGCCUGUGGUUCGUGUUGCAGUGGAAGCCAAAAAUCCAGGAGAUCUUCCUAAGCUUGUGGAAGGUCUGAAAAGAUUGGCAAAAUCUGAUCCUAUGGUUCAGUGCAUCAUUGAAGAGAGUGGCGAGCACAUUGUUGCUGGGGCAGGAGAAUUGCAUCUCGAGAUUUGCAUGAAAGAUUUGGAAGAAGAUCAUGCCUGCAUCCCACUGAAGAAAUCUGACCCGGUCGUAUCUUACCGUGAAACUGUGAAUGAAGAAUCUUACAUCACAUGUCUUUCGAAAUCCCCAAACAAACAUAAUAGAUUGUACAUGAAGGCAAAAAAAUUUCCUGAUGGUUUGGCUGAAGCUAUCGACGACGGUGACGUCGCUCCUCGCCAAGAUUUAAAAUUAAGAGCUCGUUUAUUGGCUGACAAAUAUGGAUUCGAUGUUAAUGAAGCCCGCAAGAUCUGGUGUUUUGGACCCGAUACUACAGGACCCAACCUUCUCAUGGACGUGACCAAGGGUGUUCAAUAUCUGAACGAAAUCAAAGAUUCGGUUGUUGCUGGAUUCCAGUGGGCAUCUAAAGAAGGUGUCCUAUGUGAGGAGAACAUGAGGGGUGUUAUGUUCAACGUUCAUGAUGUUACAUUGCAUGCUGAUGCUAUCCAUAGAGGAGGUGGACAAGUUAUUCCAACCGCAAGACGGUGCAUCUAUGCUUGUCAGUUAACAGCUGCACCUGCGCUCUAUGAACCAAUGUAUUUGGUUGAAAUUCAGUGUCCUGAAUCCGCUGUCGGAGGAAUCUAUGGCGUACUCAAUCGUCGUCGAGGACAUGUUACAGAAGAAAACAAACAAACUGGAACUCCUAUGUUCAACGUGAAAGCUCAUUUACCUGUGAAUGAGUCAUUCGGAUUUACUGCGGAUCUUCGCUCCUGUACCGGUGGCCAAGCUUUUCCUCAGUGUGUUUUUGAUCAUUGGAACAUUCUUCCUGGAGAUGCAUUGGAUCCAGCAUCUAAGCCUGGUAAGAUCGUUACCGACACAAGAAAACGAAAGGGCCUUAGUCUUGAGGUACCAUGUCUCGACCGUUACUUGGACAAGCUGUAAAUAUAAAAGUCGUCAAACUGUUACCAAUGCUGCGUGAACCAUAUUAUAGAUGAUGUAUUGAGUUCCUUGUUGAUAUAUGUUCCAUUCAAAUUCUGGACAUUUUGAUCAGUUAUGUCAGUCCUUGUGAAGAAGCGGACUUCAAUGUAACAUGUUCAAAAUGAUAACUGUAAAUAGUACGAUGAAAGAUUUAUUGUAGAUUUUGCUCAAAUGAAAUAUGAUAGAUUAAUAACAUGGUCCACGAAUAUGUGGGAGUGGACCGGUGAUGCUCAUUCUACAGGCUUGACAAGAGGCUUCUGAUAUGUGUGGGCCAUGUUCAAAGUAGUUGUUUUAUUCCAUAAUUUCGUGCAUUGUGUAAGAGCUCUGAUGUUGAACUUCGGUCGGUGACAAAUAAAGUAACAUGUGCGGUGAUCAUGGUGCAUUGCUAUG